Molecule: messenger RNA, 5748 nt
Organism: Myxocyprinus asiaticus (Chinese sucker)
Lineage: Eukaryota; Metazoa; Chordata; Actinopteri; Cypriniformes; Catostomidae
Product: microcephalin-like
Exons: 15
Coding region: 154-2676 (840 amino acids)
Biological process (GO): mitotic cell cycle
Source: RefSeq, a predicted model, not a curated record
AAAGGAACUAUUAGCGCGAAAAAAAAAAUCCCCACACUCCUCCGUUAUAGCGGCGAAUGAUCAAAUGAAAACAGUUUUGCAUGUUUUCUAAAUAAAAACAAAGAUUCACACGAUAACGCAACGAUCAUGGAUACUUCAUCAGUAAAGGGUUAGAUGAGACCUUCAGAGUCAAUCAUGACAGGAAGCAUUUCCACUACAGUCCUUAAAGAUGUGGUGGCGUAUGUUGACGUGUGGUCUGCCAGCAAGAUGGAGGAUUACUCCAAUCCAUUCAUCCAGCAGCUGCAGGACAUGGGUGCAGAGGUAUCUAAGACGCUCAACAAACAAGUGACCCACGUAGUCUUUAAACAUGGCCGCCCAUCCACAUGGAAGAAAGCCCAGAAAAUGGGUGUGAGGAUUGUGUCCGUCCAGUGGGUGGCAAGAUGCAAAGAAAGUGGAGAACAUGUAGAUGAAGAUCUUUUCCCUGCUCAGAAUGAAGUGUCCAAACAGCAUUUUCUGAAUAAAAGAACACACCGUUGCAUGCAGCCAAGAGAUAUUCCUGCAAAAACCCCUGAGAAUGACAGACGGAUGAAAAGAAAACUAGACAAGAUGAUGGAAGGCCUGAUCUCCUCAUCCCCUGUCGUUUCUGACACGUCACCGUUCAUUAUUGAUGAGGAGAACGGAAUAUUGUACAGUCCCUCUUUAAAGCGCUCUGACAGCAUGGCUCAGCGUCUGAGAGAAAUGAGAGCUCAACGUGAACAUCUCUCACCCACUGCCUCACAGAUGCAGGACAGCGGCUCAGGAUCUGAUGUGUCUUUGAGACCUUCUCUGGGUGCCUCACCAACUCUCUCUUUCUUGCAACAGUUAGAGGAUGAGCCUUUGGAAGAGCAUUUGGAUUGUUUCUCAACUUCUCAUUAUCACUCCUCAAAGAACAAAGAUGAAAGGGAGAACCAGAACUGGAAUAAAGAGAGAACAGCGAAAAUAGCUAGUAAACAAAUUAACCAGACACCUGAAUCAAACACAUUGGCCAUGUGUACUCUGUCCAGUGUUGAAAGAAAUCCUAAAGUCCUAUCGUUAUCUACAAAACGAUCAAGAAGAUCCUCUGUGAACAAUACUGGAGGAAAGAAGCAGGCCACUUUAGAGAGUUUUGUUCAUAAAACAUCUUCUGAAUGCGAACAAAACUCAGACCUCAAAUCUCAAUCUGAAACUGAAAAUACUGAAAGAUCCAGAGGGUCAUCUGGUGGUCCUGAAAGACCUGAAAGUUCCUUGCCUGAAAACCUUGUAAAAACAAAUAAAGUCAAAUUGAUACAGCACUCCAAAGAAGUGCAGACCAACUCCAAACGUGCCAACUCCAGGAAGUCCUCUCCAGCAAGCAGCUGUGUCACAGAAAAUGAAAAUAUUGUGCAAAAAAUUGAACCAAGCACUCACAAACCUGUUCCUAAAGUCUCCAAGUCUCAACAAACUUUUUCUGCAUUCCAUUCAGCAGACAUGCUUGGUAAUCCUCCUAGUAGAGAAGUUGAUGAUGGUGAGGUGUUUGAUGACUUAUUCUCGCCAGCCAACAACGCCCCCAAACAGAGUGUUGUUUUAUGUGGCUCAACCUUAGAAGCGGUGCGCCUGUCCCCUUUUGACCUGGUGGAUUCCAACAAGAAGAGAAAGGGUGGCAGAAAGCGGAAACACGAAAAUAUUGAACUUAAAGACAUAAUAAUUGGCUCAUCAGGAGAUAAAAUAGAGGAAACAUCCAUCGUCCCAGAGACGCCCGAAUCAAGGCCUCAACGUUUGUGUGUGGGGAUGCCUGAGGUACCAGAGACGCCCAGGGUUGUAGAAACAAAACAUGAGCCAUUGCAAAAGAAACAAAGAGGACGAACCAGACUUAGCUCUGUUCUCUCUGAAGGGGAAGAUGGUAAAAGCUCAGUUAAGCCAAGUCCUGCUGAUGAAAAGAAGGUACCGAUAGCUGCCUCUCUGGCGUCAUCCACAGCGGUUAACGUCAAGUUGCAAAUACAGAAGGAUCUCGAGACGGACCCUAAACAUGUUGUAGGCAAAGAAAAUAGAAGCACAACUGAUGGGCUCAAUGAGAGAAGUUCUGAAAUGUGUACCAAAUGGGCAACUAUGAAAAAGGACAGAUACAUGAAGAAAUAUAGAUCCUUGGUAAUGACAAGCAUGCCCACUGAGAAGCAGGAGGUCGUCUUCCAGUUGGUCAGGACUCUGGGUGGCUUUACAGUGGUAGAUAACGUGUGUGAAAGCACCACUCAUGUGGUGUCCGGCAGCCCACGACGGACCCUUAAUGUCCUGCUGGGCAUCGCACGAGGCUGCUGGAUCCUCUCCUUUGAAUGGAUCUUGUGGUGUUUGGAGCACAGGCAGUGGGUUCCUGAGGAACCUUAUGAGCUUUCGGAUCAUUUCCCUGCUGCGCCUAUAUGCCGUCUGCAGCAGCAUCUGUCCGCUGGGGAGCAUCAGCAGGACCUGUUCCAGGAUCAGCCGCUCAUGUUUGUGUCCCCACACUCCCAGCCCCCCUGCAGCAGCCUGACUGAACUCAUUCAGCUGUGUGGAGGAACCGUGUGCCGCAGUGUGCGACAGGCAGGGAUCUGUAUCGGAGAGUAUAAGGGCAAGAAACCAGAUGGGAGCCGCAGUCUGUCUGAACAGUGGGUUUUAGAUUCUGUCACACAUCUCACACUAGUCCCAUAUGAAAAUUAUAUUUUGGAAUGAAGAUCCUUGGAAUGUGCCACUCGUUUAUUUGCAAGAACUGGCUGUGAUUUUGUUUUUAAUUACUGUCAAAUAUUUGGAUUGUAUUAUGUAUUUGGCAGUUUAAAAGUAGUGUAGUUUUUGUAAUUGUCACGUUGUUUUUAUGAGCUGUCUUUUAUGUUCUUGUGCUUGUUUGUAACAGGUCAUUUAAUAAAACUGGCUAUACGAACUGUGAAACGUACUUUAAGUAAACUGCAUUAUGCUAUUGGAUUGUAAACUGUGAAAAGCAUGAUACGGUCAUUUUUAUAGACAUUAGAUCUCAACAAAGAGAUUGUGACGUUACCAUGAUUUCAGAACUGUUAAUGAGGCAUCACUGACAAUAAAAAUCUGAUUAACUUGACUGUGAAAAAUCCCACUUUGAUAAACAACGAUUUUACAUGUAUGCAACAUACUCAUGGUCACCUUCACAUUCCACUGGAGUGAAAUGAGCCAAUGCAUCGUUCUUUUAAUGAUUCGUUUGAACCAAUUCGAAAGUUUUUGUCAAUCAGUGCACUAUAAGGGAGGACACUGGGCAUUAUUAGACAUUAUAACUAUUAGAAUUCUUCUGAAAGUCUCCAUUUGUGUUCUGCAGAAGAAAGUAAGUCAUACACAUCUGAGAUGGCAUGAGGGUGAGUAAAUGAUGAGAACAUUUUCAUUUUUGGGUGAACUAUUCCUUUAAGGCUAAUUCACACUGCCCAACAAACUGGUCAUUGUGUUCACCCUGAUGGCCCGGUUUGAUCGCCAGUUGCAAAGAAAUAUGUUCUUUAAUUGUAAUCUUGACCAACUGUUUUGGAGAUUUCGGUCUUUCCCCAUUCAAGUAGAUAGGAGCUGCACUUGGAUGCCACUUGUUUACAUAGAAAAAUAGCUGCCCGAAAGCGUUCUAAAGAUGGCGCGAGUGGACUGACUUGCUAAAAAGACUUUGAUCCAACUGGUAAAUUUACAAAGUUAGAGUUUGUUGGGGCAGUGUGAAUUUGCCUUUAGACCCAAUGGACCUUUUUCACAUAUUCCAGGUUAAUAUAUUACAAAGUAAAAGAUAAUAAAUUUACACUAAAUAAUUCAAAAAUUGCAAAUAUAAAAAAUGUUUGCUAGAUUUAUGCCGUUUUAAAUAAGGCGGAAAUGCAUCAUCACAGUUUGUGAAAAGGGUCCAUUGACCCGCAGCUGCUGAUGGUGGAUUUGAACUUUUCACAAAGAAAUCACACAAACUCCAACUGCAAACGUCUGUUUUUAAUUUCCAAAAUGCAACAACACACAAACAAUUAUAAUUUUUCAUGUAUUUAUUGAACACAUCCCAUUAAACAUUCACAGUGCUGUGGAAAAAUUAAGUGAACCCUUGGAUUUAAUAACUGGUUGAACCUCCUUUGGCAGCAUUAACCUCAACCAAGCGUUUCCGGUAGCUGCGGAUUAGACCUGCACAACGUUCAGAAGGAAUUUUGGACCAUUCUUCCUUACAGAACUCCUUCAGCUCAGUAAUAUUCUUAGGAUGUCUAGUGCGAACGGCUCUCUUGAGGUGAUUUCACAGCAUCUGUAGCUCUGACUGGGGCACUCCAAAAGGUGGAUUUUCUUUUUUUUUAAGCCAUUCUGUAGUGGAAUUACUUUGAUGUUUAGGGUCGUUCACUUGCUGCAUCACCCAACUUCUACUGAGCUUCAACUGGUGCACAGCCACCCUGACAUUAUCUUGUAGGAUCUAUUGAUAAACUUGGGAAUUCAUUUUUCCCUCAAUGAUGGCAUGCAGUCCAGGCCCCAAAGCAACUCCAAUUCAUGAUAACUCCACCGUACUUCACCAUUGGGAUGAUGUUUUCAUUUUGCAUGUGGCACACUUUUUACGCCAUACGUGCUGAGUGUUCUUCCCAAACAGUUCAACCUUAGUUUCAUCAGUCCACAAACAUUUUUCCCAGUAGCUUUGUGGAGUGUCAUGGUGGUCUUUGGCAAACUUCAGACAUGCAGCAAUGUUUUUGUUGGAAAGCAGCAUGCCAAUUUAACGUUUUCUGUAUAGUAGACUCAUGAACAGAGAUGUUAACCAGUUCCAAUGAUUCCUUCAAGUCUUUAUCUGUUAUUCUAGGGUACUUUUUGACCUCAAUGAGCAUCCUGCGGUAUGCCCUUUGAGUCAUCUUGGCUGGAAAGCCAUUUCUAGAGAGAGUAGCCACAGUACUAAAUUGUCUCCAUUUAUAGACAUUUUGUCUAACUGGGGACAGAUGAAUAUCUAAGCUCUUCGAGAUAACUUUGUAACCAUUUCCAGCAUUAUGCAAAGCAACAGUUCUUGAUCACAGGUCUUCUGAGAUCUCUUUUUUUCAAGGCAUGGUCCACAUCAGCAGAUGCUUCUUGUGAAUAGCAAAAUGUUCAAGUGAUUUUUGUAAGUCAAGUAGCUCUAACCCACACCUCCAGUCUCGUUUCAUUUAUUGGAUGCCAGAUUUGCCAACUCCUGACUCUAAUUAGCUUUUCUUGACAUCAUUAGCCUAGGGGACCACAUACUUUUUCCAACCUACAUUGUGAAUGUUUGAAUUAUGUAUUCAAUAUGUACAAAAACAAUACAAUAAUUUGUGUGUUACUAGUUAAAACAGAUUGUGUUUGUUCAUUAUUGUAACUGAAAUGAUAAAACUUUUUACUCUUGCCACUGUACAGAUAAUGUCAUACUGCUAAAAGAAUGUCUUUGCAUUUAUUUUGAAUGCAGAAAGUAACAUUGUUAAAUUGAAAAUGCCUGUUAUAAAUUUUGAACAAUGAAUAUGAUAUUGAAGUCCAUAUGCUCAGAAAUGGCCAGCCCAGCUAAUAUUAGCUACCCCACAAUGUGCAUUUUAGGGCCAUAUUCUGAUCAGAUAAUGCUGAAUGAUACAAAUCAGGACGCGACCAUGGAUGGAUACAGUGUUUUGCGGGAUGCAUCCUUCUGUUUCCCCUUUCGUAAGUUCGGUGUCACUAAAGAGAGAGAUGCUGUCUUAAAUCGUGUCAUACAUCUCUUAUUUACAUCUAUUACGUCUUUUCCAGUGCUGCAAUAGUUUGUUGUUUAUUAAAAUACUUUGUUUUCUAUCUAUCUAUCAUUUCUGUAUUACCUAAAUGGCACAGUGU